Molecule: messenger RNA, 2976 nt
Organism: Ochotona curzoniae (black-lipped pika)
Lineage: Eukaryota; Metazoa; Chordata; Mammalia; Lagomorpha; Ochotonidae
Gene: TMEM164
Product: transmembrane protein 164
Exons: 6
Coding region: 1114-1560 (148 amino acids)
Source: RefSeq, a predicted model, not a curated record
GACUGGAACACCUGGACCAUCUUCUGCUUCUUUCCUGGGCCAUUAGCAAGGAGCUAGAUGGGAUGCUGGUGUAGGCGAUGGAUUAACUUGUGACACUGCUAUGCUGUGUGAGCCCCAACAUAUCAUGUUAAUCUUCCUGCCUUUCUUAUUGUCACUUCUGAGUAUCGCCUAUUCUCACGCUAUUUUAACCAAAAGUAAAGGUUAGCUUUUUGUCUGUUAGUAUGAGACAAAUAGUACCAAACUUUGGAGGUGUUUAGAAGCCAGCCAAGGCAAAAAAUCAGGGAUACUUAUGCUAAGGCCUUUGGGUCUGUUAAUCAAGCUCAGAAUUAAAGUUUCUUUUUCAGAAGGCUCUACUGGCUAAUGGUGACGACAGAUGUGACUCUAGCAUGACAGAGUGGAGAGGUUCAAUGUCAUACAUCUCUACAGUAGAUAAAAAAGGCUGUUUUUACUGGAAAGGGAACAUGACGAAUUUGGGGUCUUCAAAUCUGUUCUACAAUGUAUCUAGUUUGAAUAUUUCUUGAAAAAAAAUUCUCUAUGUUGGUAAUGGGAAUAAGGCCAAUGUGCUGAUCUGAAUGACUUGACCAUAUAAAAGUAACUAUGGAUAAACUCAGUUAGACUCGACGCUGGAUUAGCUGCCUGGAGAGAAGUUGGAUCUGACUGAUGAGGAUGAUAAUACAGUUAACUUGCUUGUUACUUUUGGUGAGUUUCGUGCUUUUGAUAUAAGGAAGGUAGGAAGCAGCUACAUGAAGGUUUAGGGGGAAAUCGGUUUUUAAGAAUCUACUUAUCUUAUGUGUGGAUAUAGAAAUUAAGAGUUAGCUGUAAGGUUUAGUAUUGGAUUUUUACUUCUCUCUUUAGCAUGUUGAAAGAGACUUGGGUAUUCCAGAGGCUCAGAAAGGCUACUGGUGUGGUUCUUUGUUGACCCUAGGGUUAUAAGGAAUUUUCUGAGGUGGUUGGGUCCCCUGUGUCCUCUCAAUAUAUUAUAGCUUCUGAGUGUAGCCUAGGAGGGCCUGCUGCUGGGUAACUGUGUGCAGCCUCCAACUUGGUCCUGUGCCUAAGAUCUUUCUCUUGGCCUGUCCUCCAUCUCCCGGAGCUAUCGUUGUCUUCAAGCUACAGAUGCAUAUGUUGAAUGGGGCUCUGCUGGCACUGCUGUUUCCUGUGGUAAACACCCGGCUGCUCCCCUUUGAAUUGGAGAUCUACUACAUUCAGCAUGUUAUGCUCUACGUGGUGCCCAUCUAUCUGCUUUGGAAAGGAGGUGCUUACACCCCAGAGCCCCUCAGCAGUUUCCGGUGGGCUCUUCUCUCAACUGGCCUCAUGUUCUUUUAUCACUUCAGCAUCUUGCAGAUCCUCGGCUUGGUCACCGAAGUGAAUUUGAACAACAUGCUGUGUCCGGCCAUCUCAGACCCAUUCUACGGCCCCUGGUAUCGCGUCUGGGCCUCGGGACACCAGACUCUCAUGACCAUGACCCACGGGAAGCUGGUUAUCCUGUUCUCAUACAUGGCUGGGCCCUUGUGUAAAUAUCUGCUGGAUUUGCUCCGGCUUCCAGCCAAGAAAAUAGACUGAAGGUGCUUGUUAUUAUUUUUUUUCUCCCCAUAGAAGCAAGUCUUGGCUUGCCUUGGAGAACACCCAGUUCUUGAUGAAAUCAUGGGAGAGGGCAGUAGGCUAUUUGGUGUAUUUUUACCCCCAAUUCCCCAUCCUUUAAUUCCUCCACUUUUCCCUCCCCAGCUCUUCCCCCCGGUUGUCUCUUUGGGCCUGAAGCACAUUGGCAUUUUCCUCCUCCCUGUUGGUUCUUUCCCCUGCUCCUAGUGGCCUUAUGUGGCAAGGUGGUGGUCAGCAGCUCCUUCUUUCUGCUUGUUGGUGCUUUCACUUCAGCUGCCUGAGGAGACAGGGAGCAACACGCAGACAUUUUUGUGGUAUCAAAGUGCUACAAGUAGGUUGUGUUUCAUUUUUUUUCCACUGCCAGGGACCCCCAUGCUUAUGCUGGGGUCCCCUUUUGUCUCCUACACAGACCUCACAGUUAAGGGGGACCGAGGCCUUGUUUCCAUACCAGCGGCAAUCCCGGAGCUGAGGGAUUUCCCAGUUCAUGGGCAAUAUAGAACUGGCCAGAUUCUUCCCCCUAAUGUCCCAUGACUCAAAGCACGAAGCCAACCAGCCUAUGCCUUCAGGAUGCUGUGGAAGAAGGGAAGCAGUGUAUUCCCCCAAGGCAGCUGAGGAGAACCUUGCAAUGACAAAUCCAAAGGGUAGGGGGUUAAAAUUGUAGCCAGGACUAGUCAGGGCCCUGUGUAGAUUCUGCCCAUGAGAGCUGAGAACCAGCCCAUAUCACAAUCAGUAGUGAACAUAGAAAUAAAUGAAUUGAAGUGGUGAUUUGAGAAAACUGUGAUUUGAACCAUGCACUCCAUUCUAGCUUGACAUUGCUAAUAAAUUUUGUCAUUUCAUCUCAAUCUUGAGUACCCCUUCUCUGUGUUCUUGUUCUCUGUUCAAAGCAGCUUCAUAGAAGAAUGAGCUACAGAUGAGGUGCUUGGGGGCUUGGAAUUUUCCUUUUGGACUACUCGAAAUUGGAGACUCCUUGCAUUGGGGUCCCUGCUGGCAGGGUCCCUGUAGAUCCAUUUCUUGGUUUGAUAGGGGAUGUCAAACCUGGUUUUGGGGAAAGUACAGCUCCUGCCUGUGUUGUUUCCUUUGGGCCAGAUUUUUUUCAUGCACCAAGACUCAGUGCUGACUUGCUUAAGAUAGGCGACAUCACAUGCUCCACACCCAGAGCCUGUGUCCAGGUUACAUCAAGGAAUGAGAUCCCCACUGAGAGAGGCUGAAGCACUCCAGAAGGAAGGGCUCUUGUGAAAAGACCUAUGUUCAGCCAUGUGUGGCCCUUGGGAGAAGAGGCAAUGACUGGGCAUUUGCUGACUCUUCAUUGACUUCUACCAGAAACAGGCUUGCUUAAGGACAGAAAAGAUCAGACACUUCCAUCCCUUCUCCGACUCUAGG